Gekko japonicus is the source of this 936-nucleotide messenger RNA. It is a transcript of the gene HDIP1, whose product is annotated as chromosome unknown open reading frame, human C16orf87. NCBI's taxonomy places the organism in Eukaryota, Metazoa, Chordata, Lepidosauria, Squamata, Gekkonidae. The record is from RefSeq and is a predicted model, not a curated record. The transcript is spliced from 4 exons. Bases 50 to 514 code for a protein of 154 amino acids.
CGCCUCGCCGAGCCCCGCUGGCAGCUGCAGCGGCUGCAGCCGAGGGAGCAUGUCUGCAGGCCGGGCCAAGAAAGUGAAGAUGGCCACCAAGUCCUGUCCGGAGUGCGACCAGCAGGUUCCCGUUGCAUGCAAAUCCUGUCCGUGUGGUUACAUAUUUAUCAGUCGCAAGCUCUUGCAUGCCAAGCGGUCGGAGAGGCUGCCGCCCUCUGCAGACAGCAGAGGUGAAGCGAAAAGAAGGCGGACAGAAAGAGUUAAACGAGAGAGGAUCAAUUCGGUGAUAAACAAAGACUUGGAAAACCGGAGAAGGUCACGAUCCAACAGUUGUUCAGAUCACAGUAGGAGAGGAAGGGGGCGACCGAAGACCACCACAGCCAAAAAGCACGAAGAAGAAAGAGAAAAACAAGAGAAAGAAGUCGACAUGUAUGCAAACCUCUCGGAUGAAAAGGCUUUUGUGUUUUCGGUGGCCUUGGCAGAAAUAAACAGAAAAAUCAUCAACCAAAGACUGAUUCUCUGAUUAUCUCGUUGGCUCGGGUGCGUGCAGCGGCAUUGAAGCCAAGUAGCGGAUUUUGGAUAUUUGGCAGCCUCUUGAACAGUAAAUCCUCUCAUCUCUAUCAAUGGAGAAGGAUGGCAGGACAUACAAUUCCCUGGUUGAAAUUCUGCUACGGAUGGCAGUUUUGGAAGUCUACAGACUGUUAUUGAUCCAGCUGUCUGCGGAGAAGCAAAGCGUUCAGCACUUUGCCUAUGGCGGAAGGAAGAAAAAGCGUCAUCCUUUAAAUUCUACAAAGACAGCUUCUUCGAGGAUGCACGCAGUAACAAACUGUUGUUUUUCCUUCCGGAACUAUCUCAAUUAACUUAAAUUUCCUCUGUGACAUAGAUUCUCAGCUAUAUCAAAACUUACACGUGUAUAGUUCUAAUCUUUUAAUAAAUCGGUAUUUU